Trichogramma pretiosum is the source of this 2092-nucleotide messenger RNA. RefSeq names its product aspartate aminotransferase, mitochondrial (gene Got2). The coding region runs from base 245 to 1522 and encodes 425 amino acids. Gene Ontology annotation, biological process: biosynthetic process; L-aspartate catabolic process. Gene Ontology annotation, cellular component: mitochondrion. Lineage: Eukaryota; Metazoa; Arthropoda; Insecta; Hymenoptera; Trichogrammatidae. The record is from RefSeq and is a predicted model, not a curated record. The transcript is spliced from 8 exons. Gene Ontology annotation, molecular function: L-aspartate:2-oxoglutarate transaminase activity; pyridoxal phosphate binding.
AAUUCUCAUACAGAAUCAGCCUUACGGCCAGGCUGCUUUAUCUCUCCGUGAGCCUUCACGGCGCGCGCGCAAAAAUUGAUGUUGAAACUCGAUCUUGCAGCUUGCUUCCAGAACUAGUCGCAGAUAUUCUGCUCUGCAGUGCUCGUCUGCUAACUCGAUCGUAAACACGUACACGCACAACCAUUUCCUUCCAGAAAUUUCAGAUAGAUUGCUCAUUUUAUUACGAUAAAAAAAAUUAUCCGCUAUGGCAUUGACUUCGCAAAUCGGCAGCAUUGCUCGUAACUGCAAUGGACUUGCAGCUGUUCCAGCGAGGCUUAGUUCGUGGUGGUCUCAUGUUGAAAUGGGACCACCCGAUGCCAUUCUUGGAGUUACAGAAGCUUUCAAAAGAGACCAAAAUCCCAAAAAAAUAAAUCUUGGUGUUGGAGCUUAUAGAGAUGAUGAUGGCAAACCAUUUGUAUUGCCAAGUGUAAAAAAGGCAGAGGAAAAUCUUCGUGUAAAGAAUUUGGAUAAAGAGUACUCUCCUAUUUCUGGAAGUGCUGACUUUUGUAAACAUGCAAUUACCUUAGCUCUUGGUACUGAUAAUGAAGCUAUAACUAAUGGCCUUAAUUCUACUGUACAAGGUAUAUCUGGAACAGGGUCUUUGACCAUUGGAGCCCAUUUUUUGAGUAAAUGGUUCCCAGGAAACAAAGAUAUCUAUCUUCCCACCCCUUCUUGGGGUAAUCACACACCUUUAUUCAAAUUAGCUGGAUUAAAUGUAAAAGCAUAUAAGUAUUACAAUGCUAAAACCUGUGGACUUGACUUUCAAGGUCUUUUGGAUGAUGUGACUAAAAUUCCUGAAAAAUCAAUCAUUCUAUUACAUGCUUGUGCCCAUAAUCCAACUGGUGUAGAUCCAAAGCCAGAACAAUGGGCUGAAUUAUCAAAUCUUAUUAAGAAGAAGCAACUAUUUCCUUUCUUUGAUAUGGCCUACCAAGGCUUUGCUUCAGGGGAUGUUAUGAAAGAUUCUUUGGCUGUGAGAAUGUUCAUCAAAGAAGGACACAAUAUUGCAUUAGCCCAAUCAUUUGCCAAAAAUAUGGGUCUUUAUGGCGAACGUGUUGGAGCAUUUUCUUUGAUCAACUCUGACAAAGAUGAAGCUGCUCGUACCAUGUCUCAAAUAAAAAUUUUAGUUAGACCAAUGUAUUCUAAUCCUCCUAUCAAUGGAGCUCGCAUUGUUAGCGAAAUUUUAGGUAAUGAUGAAUUGAAGAAUCAGUGGCUCGUUGAUGUCAAAGGAAUGGCUGAUCGUAUUAUCUCUGUGCGAUCUAAACUCAGGGAAAAUUUAAAAAAGAAUGGCAGUACUCGUGACUGGUCACAUAUUACUGAUCAAAUUGGAAUGUUCUGCUUUACCGGUCUCAAAGCUCCAGAAGUUGAAAGACUUACAAGAGAAUUCAGCAUUUAUCUUACCAAGGAUGGCAGAAUAUCCAUGGCUGGUGUAACAUCUAAAAACGUUGAAUACCUUGCCCAUGGUAUACAUGAAGUUACCAAGUAAUCUACCACAACUUAAAUAAUCCCAAUUUGAGUAUUUUUCACCUUAAGUAACUAAAUCUCUUAUGUGCACACAAACAAGAUAUUCAACACAAUCAAUAUAAACGUCCGAUUGAUAAAUAGAUAUAAACAUGAACUUCUAUAUAUUUUGACAUUAAGAGAUACUAAUAUGAUAUAUUUAAAGAUUAAUGUACAGUGCAUUUACUGAUAUAUACAGCGUGUUAUUUUUUUAAAGAAAAUCACUGCUGGCAGUGUAGUAAGUGCAAUUUUCAAUGCAUCCUGCCUGUUACAUUAUGCAUACAUAAUUUAUAUAAAUAAUUUUUAAAUUGUAAAAAAAAACUAACAUUCCUCUCUUCUAAGAUUUAAAAAAAGUUUUUAUAGUAACAUUUUGUCUUGACCAAGGAAAUCAUGAAUAUUAUAUACUAGGACAGUCGUAAUUUGCUAUCAUUUUUUUUUUAUUAAACUUCCUAUUUUGACUAUGGAAUAGACUUCAUGAUGAAAUUAAGAUGAUUUAAAAAUUGACCAGUGAUUGAGAAUAAACGAGUGAAUGAUUGUAUUUACAAAUAUAAAAUGA